Moneuplotes crassus is the source of this 1491-nucleotide messenger RNA. The record is from the annotation of a GenBank genome assembly. Lineage: Eukaryota; Ciliophora; Spirotrichea; Euplotida; Euplotidae.
AUGUCGGAGUCGAAAAGAGUCAUCCAGUCGCUCCAGUCAGUCCAGACAGACAAGGUGAAAGAAAAGUCCAGCCAGAGUUUCUUGGACUUCUACGAGCACGCCAGCAAAGGAGAGUUAGACAAAGGCAUCGAAAAUUUGGAGCAGAUUAAGAACCAGACCAUCAAGUCAGAAGCGUACUACUGCACCAAGCAUGGACGCAUCAAAGGCGUCCUUACCGUCGGAGACACCUACAUCAUGUACGACCCACUGUAUUGCGAAGAAAACGACAAGUUCGACAAGGAAGUUCUGGGCAGCAAGUUCCAGGCUUGCAUCGACUUCAAGGAUAUCGUCAGCGUCGACGUGAUAAAGCUUCCGAAUGAGACCUCGAUGUACAUUGAAGACGACGAAAACAGAAAGUGAUACCUGUAUGACUACUAUCUUCAGUUUUCAGUAUCAGUUGUGAACGCCAAGACUCUUUCUAAAAUGCUCGGUAACCUGAGUCCAGAUUUUAAGAAAAGGAAGAGAAGGAGGCGUCCAGUAGCCACUGUUUUCUUCAGGUUCUCCCACAGAGACAAAGAUGGGGUAGCUCUUAAGAACAAAGAGCAAAGCACCAUUAUUGAGCUAAUCAAGAAAGACGUAGAGAGCAGGAUGAAACUGGUUCAAGAUGGCCUCGAUGAAAUUGAAGAAACCAAAGAACUUGACUUUUCAAAUAUGAUGCAAUCUACCCAGAGCGAAGAAAGUAAAGACAGUGCAGAAAUACGACCUAAGAGCAAAUACGAAAAUUAUUCAUCAACCACCUACAUUCCUUACUAUGAUGUUAUCAAAAAAGUAAAAACUGAGCUCAAAGAUGACGAAUUCGAGUUAGUGAAUACUGAAGAGCUCACUGAGUCCAAUCAAGUAGGAGACUUCAAAGACGAAGAAUUCAAGAAGCAAAAAGAGCCAGAGAAAAGGCCAGUCACGAUGCCUAAAUGUGAGAGCCACCCUAGGUUCAUGCCAAUAUGCAACGGAGAGUCAACUAUCAUGACAGAUACCCAGAUAAUGGUGAUUGCUAGGCUGCUUCCUCCACUUUUUAGAAUGCGGGAGUGGAUCAAAGUAUUCUCAAUUGACGAAGAUGGUAUCAGUCUGCAGACUUUCUACAAGAAUGCAAAAGGAUACUACAAUAACUUGCUCUUUGUUGAAGACAUUAAAGGACACAAAUUCGGAGCCUACCUCUGAGAAGAAUGGAGUGUGCACAAACAUUUCUACGGCACAGGCGAAAGUUUCCUGUUUACUUUUAACAACAGCGAAGAAGACGUGAAGUUCUUCAAGUGGACUUCAGCUAAUGACCACAUUCAAUACAGUGACGAGUCAUCAAUCGGUGUGGGUGGUGCUGACGGCAAGUUCGCCUUGCAUUUGAGAAAUAACUUCUUGAAUGGAAUGAGCCACAGUUGUAAGACAUUCGAUAAUGAGGUUCUUGCUUCUGAAGAACACUUCCAGUGAAAACACAUGGAGCUAUGGGGAUUUGAAUAUUAA